GAGCGCUAUAUGAGACCAGGCGCGGAUACAGAUGCAGCUUUCAUAAAACAGCCGCACAAAUGGAUGGAACCGAGACGAACCGGAGAAACUGUGCGAAAACGGAGCAACAGAAGAUGUUAGACUCAGGAGGAAACCAAAGUGGAUCAAAGGACAGAGUAACUCUUAAAAAAGAAAUUGGUCUCUUGAGCGCCUGCGCCAUAAUUAUAGGCAACAUAAUUGGAUCAGGGAUCUUCAUCUCUCCGAAGGGGGUUCUAGAGCAUGCAGGUAGUGUGGGGUUCUCUCUCAUCGUGUGGGUUCUCGGAGGAGGGAUCUGUGCUCUGGGAUCUCUCUGCUAUGCAGAGCUGGGCGUCACCAUCCCCAAAUCAGGUGGAGAUUACUCUUACGUGACAGAAAUCUUCGGAGGACUUGUUGGGUUCUUGUUGCUGUGGAGUGCAGUGUUGAUUAUGUACCCAACCACUUUGGCUGUGAUUGCACUCACCUUCUCUAACUAUGUGCUGCAGCCUGCCUUCCCAAACUGCCUGCCUCCAUACAUCGCCACGCGGCUUCUCUCAACCACCUGUGUCUUGUUCCUGACAUGGGUGAACUGCUCUAGUGUGCGCUGGGGUACACGGAUCCAGGAUGUCUUCACCGUUGGGAAGCUGCUGGCCCUGGUCCUCAUCAUAGUAGUGGGAAUGGUCCAGAUUGCCAAAGGACAUUAUGAUGCUUUGGAGCCACAGGCAGCAUUUCAGUUUAUAAAGGAUCCAUCAGUGGGGCAGAUUGCUCUGGCCUUCCUACAGGCCUCUUUUGCCUACAGUGGGUGGAACUUCCUCAACUAUGUCACUGAAGAGGUGGUUGAACCACGCAAGAAUCUUCCACGUGCAAUUUACGUCUCCAUCCCCCUGGUAACACUCGUCUAUACUCUCACCAACAUUGCAUACUUCUCCUCCAUGACCCCCCAUGAGCUGCUGGAAUCCAACGCUGUUGCUGUGACAUUUGGGGAGAAACUUUUAGGAAUGUUCUCCUGGGUGAUGCCCAUCUCAGUAGCUCUGUCCACUUUUGGAGGGAUUAAUGGAUACCUGUUCACCUCCUCCAGGUUGUGUUUCUCAGGAGCAAGAGAGGGUCACCUGCCCUCCCUACUGGCCAUGAUCCACCUUAAGAGCUGCACACCAAUCCCUGCCCUGCUUGUUUGUUGUACUGCGACCAUAGUGAUCCUGUGUAUCGGGGACACACAUAACCUGAUAAACUAUGUGUCAUUUAUAAACUACCUCUCAUAUGGAGUCACUAUAGCUGGGUUGCUUUACUACAGAUGGAAAAAACCCAAGAUGUUUAGACCAAUCAAGGUAAACUUGCUAGUCCCUUGCAGCUACCUGGUGUUCUGGGCAGUGUUACUGGGCUUCAGUCUGUACUCAGAGCCAGUGGUGUGUGGUAUGGGGCUGGUGAUCAUGCUCACUGGAGUCCCCAUCUAUUUCAUUGGAGUGUAUUGGAAGAACAAGCCACACUGGAUUUACAAUGCUGUGGAGAGAGUGACCUAUCUGGGGCAGAAGUUGUGUUACGUGGUGUUUCCUCAGGAUGACCUCUCAGAAAUACAGCCCCUUAAAGAGAAAACAGUCAAAUCUGAGCUGUGAGCAUCACCAGAACCUGCACUCCUGUUUGGAAUAGUUUUUGAGGGUUUUCCAUGUCAUUUGCAUCUCAGCCAUUACUGCAGAAGAAACAAACGUUUUUCAUUUAUGGCAAAGACAUCAUAUUUCUUAGUUGCUCUCCCUUUGCAUAUAUUUGUUUUGGACAUCACUUUUUAAUUGAAUGCACUCUCCUCUUAUCACAGGGGAAUUCCUAUGUCCUUUUAAUGUUUUCUGUGGGGUUUUUUCCGUUUUGAGAACUGUUUGUGUAUUCCUGUGUGCCUUACAGGAUUUCUCUCUACCUUUACUACUAUUAGACUUUUUAGUAGUUCAUUGAAGUUCCCUUUUGAGCGAAGAGGACAUGUGAAGGCUAAUGGAGCCUUUGUGCCUCUUUGUUAACCUUGUCAUCAGUGAAUCAGAACUUUCUCACCUAUAGGACUAGACCUAGUCCUCCUAAUAAUUACUUAGUCCCUCAAGCGAAAAAAAGUGAUAAUAUAUAGCUAUGCUCAACUCUCUAUGCAAAAAUAAUCUAUGCAACCUAAAGUAGUAGCUUUAUUUUUUGCUCAUACUGUAUUUACCUCUAAUAGAGACAGAGGAAUUGCACCUUUGCCAUGCUUCCUGAAAAAGCACUAAUCUUUUGCCACUGUUUAACAGAGGCUCUCCCCCAGCACUCGUAAGCACUGCCAGAAACUGCUGCCACCUUAUGCUUAUAAUAGGAACAAUAGGAUGGCUCAUAAUUCAUUUUUCUUUUCAAUGGCCAACGUUAUCUACAUAAAAGGUGCUUGUAAUUUCAAAAGACUAUCUUAGGCAGACACUUUCAACUGCUGUAUAUGCUAGGAGAUGUAUUCCUUCACCCACUAAUGUCUUUAGGUAACCAAGACAUUUGUCUCUUUGACUGGGAUGCCUUUUUUUGGAUGGGAAUGGGUAAAACUUUGGCCAAUUUUCGGUAUUCCACUGAGCUACGCACAAGCAAUAAUAUAUGUCACUACAUUUUUAAACUGACAACCAAACCGAUUCUCCGCCCACUAGAUUUGAUACUGAGAUUAGAAUCUUUUGUACUUACAGUAAAUGUCACUUGAGUGCCCUCUUCUGGUCACAUCUGUUUAAACAUGUGCCCAUACCCUAUAUAGUGAAAGCACUUCAGUGCUUUUCCCUCUCCCUGGGUCCAGCUCAGUGUCUCUCAGUGAUAUGAGGAAUAACUCUGUUAACAUGUCCGUUAGCAGCAAAGCAUUUUGUCAUAAUGCACAGUACAGUGAAAUCUUAUUGUAAAUAUAGCUUCAAGAUUCAAAUACAUCAGGGAUUCAUUGUGAGAUCGCAUUCCUGAAGUCAUAUGUAUUAUGUAUACAUGUGUUCCAUAAUGUAUGCACUAUAGACAUGUAUGCUGAUAUACUUGUGUUUUGUAAAAAUGUUAAAGGUGUUUAUCAUUAACAAUAUUAUCACAUAAAAUUUAAUUCUGAAAACAAGUUUCUAAAAUUGUGCUACUGUGUGUAUUGAAACUGUUGUGAGUAAAAUUGACCUUAUCCAACUAUCCAGGGCAUUGUUC
Molecule: messenger RNA, 3138 nt
Organism: Myxocyprinus asiaticus (Chinese sucker)
Lineage: Eukaryota; Metazoa; Chordata; Actinopteri; Cypriniformes; Catostomidae
Gene: slc7a10a
Product: solute carrier family 7 member 10a
Exons: 11
Coding region: 60-1604 (514 amino acids)
Biological process (GO): D-alanine transmembrane transport; D-serine transmembrane transport; amino acid transmembrane transport
Cellular component (GO): membrane
Molecular function (GO): neutral L-amino acid transmembrane transporter activity; L-amino acid transmembrane transporter activity
Source: RefSeq, a predicted model, not a curated record